UGAGUUGUAAAAAAGAAGAAUUCACAAUACAUAACCUAAAUUUAUAGAAUUUAGAAUUAAAUUAAAUCAUUAAUCACAAAAAAUGAAUAUUUUUAAAAGGGGCACUAUCGAACUUAUACAACAUGUCAAGAUUUACAAUUUAUUUCAGUCGACUCAAGUGUAUAGACCAGUAACUUCGUACAAAAGUGCGCUCUCACUGGAACAUUUAUAUCCAAACAGUACCUUGAAAAUAACAACCCCUCAACCUCCAAGCAGUACAAAUGAAUUUACUGGAUAUAUUCCUAUGGAAGAAUUAGAUAUUACUUAUAGUAGAAGCAGUGGUCCCGGGGGACAAAAUGUAAACAAAGUAAAUACUAAAGUGGACAUACGAUUUCAUUUGCAGUCCGCUAAAUGGUUGAAUGAGAAAACUAAACAAAAAAUUGCUGAAAAGUUUAGUACCCAAUUAACCAAAGAAGGAUACCUAAUCUUCAGAUCAGAUAUUACAAGAUCUCAACAGUUAAAUUUAGCUGAUUGUUUGGAAAAAAUUAGGAAGGCUGUUAGAGGGGCAUUGAUGGUUCCAGCAGAGCCUAGUGUAGAGAGUCAAGAGAGGGCUAGACGAAGAUUAGAACGAGCAGCCAAAGAAAGGCUAAUGGUUAAGAGAGAAAAGUCCCAAGUGAAACAUUAUAGAAAUGAUUCUAAUAUUGUAGUUUAGUGAAUAAAGUAUUUUACAGAUA
Molecule: messenger RNA, 713 nt
Organism: Diabrotica virgifera virgifera (western corn rootworm)
Lineage: Eukaryota; Metazoa; Arthropoda; Insecta; Coleoptera; Chrysomelidae
Product: peptidyl-tRNA hydrolase ICT1, mitochondrial
Exons: 3
Coding region: 83-691 (202 amino acids)
Biological process (GO): mitochondrial translational termination
Cellular component (GO): mitochondrial large ribosomal subunit
Molecular function (GO): translation release factor activity
Source: RefSeq, a predicted model, not a curated record